AUGACCUCCUCCGCGACCUCUCCUCAGAGCGCCGGCCUCAAGCGAGCGUAUCCCGCCGACGAACCUGCCCUGCCGUCCCACCCAGAGCCGGCCGGGGCAGUCUCGAGCAACUCUCCUCCCCCCAGUUCCGUGGCGUCGGCGACCUCCGCCUUCAGGAAUGUGUCCGCCUGCAAUCGCUGUCGUGUUCGCAAGAAUCGAUGCGACCAACGGUUGCCCGCCUGCUCGACCUGUGAGAAGGCCAAUGUGCGAUGUGUAGGGUACGAUCCUAUCACCAAGAGAGAGAUACCUCGGAGCUAUGUCUACUACCUCGAGACCAGGCUGGCCUACUUUGAGCAGCUGCUCAAGGCAAAUGCCAUCUCCUACAAUGCCGGCGAAGUCUUCAGCGCCGAGUCCAAAGAGCUGAGGGACGUCGUCCAGUCGCCAGGCAGUGCAAAGAGUUCCUGGAUCGGACCUCAGUCGCCCAGCAAUGGUUCACCACGCCCGAUCCGCGCCGAGGACUGGGACAAGAGGCAAGAAGACGCCGAAAAGCUGAACAAGCUGGUGUCCAACAUCGGGAUGGUCUCGGUCCAAGGGGCCUCCGAUGCACGAUAUCUGGGUUCAACCUCUGGCAUCUCGUUCGCUCGCGUGGUCUUGGCCGCGGUGAAGAGCUCGGUGUCGAGCAACAACUCGGAGCGUGCGGGCGUGAGACCGAGCCGACCCAUGCCCAACCUUGCCAGCUCGGGUGGCAGUUCCAUGAGGGAUUCAUACUUUGGCUUACAGACGAAACCGACAAUCAAGGAGGCCCCCUUCCCAGAUCGGGCCCUGGGGGAGAAACUAGUCAAUCUGUACUUUGAACAUGCUAAUCCCCAAAUUCCGAUUCUGCAUCGAGGGGAAUUCAUGCACCUAUUUGACCGUACAUACUCGAUCGAACCCUCAAAGCGGACCAGUCGUGAACUCUACCUGCUGAGCAUCGUCUUUGCGAUCGGGGCUGGCAUCAUUUGGGGAUCAUCAGAUCCACAGCCAAAUGCCCGCGAAGCCGAGUAUGCUCCAAAGAGAGCCCGGCUGGGAAUGCAACAGGCACAGCCUGAGGAAUAUCAUGCUUCCGCCAUCGUCAACCUCGGGUCGUUUCUGGCGUCCAGUUCAUCCGCCGAUGCGGCCGAACGACCAAACGGUGAUUUGGAAGAGCUCCAGGCAGUCUUACUCCUGUGUGGCUUUGCUCUUCUCAGACCUGUGGCCCCCGGACUGUGGUACAUUGUCGGUGUCGCCAUGAGACUGGCCGUGGACCUCGGCCUCCACUAUGAAGACGGGACGGGAAUCGACGAUAACAUGGAGAUGCAAGGAGGACCACGGAACCCAGCUGACAAGCCUCUAAAGCCCGUCGAUGCAAAAGAGAAAGGUCGGCGCGAAUGGCUUCGCGACUUGCGGAGGCGACUUUGGUGGUGUACGUACACGUUUGACCGCCUCGUCAGCACGUGUGUAGGACGACCGUUCGGCAUCACCGAUCAAGUCAUUACUACAGAGUUCCCCUCUCUGCUUGACGAUAAACACAUCAGCCGAGCUGGCUUUUCACGCCCUGCGUUCCCUGACGAACCGACCUACAAAUGGGUUUCGCACCACUACUUCCGUCUGCGGCUGUUGCAGUCCGAGAUUCUCCAGGUGCUCCAAUAUCAACAAGCGCAGCAAGCACGUCUUGGUGGCACCAACCAACGCAACCAAUUCAUGCAUACCAAACUGCCGUCGCCAUUCCUGAGCAAGUUCGACUCUUUCCGGUCGUGGCGUCGAGACAUUGACCAACGACUCUAUGAGUGGAAGGAGUCGGCGCCCGAUCCCUCGGAGACCGGCGUCGGAUUUUCUGUGCAGUUCUUGGAACUCAAUUACUGGCAGGCCGUGAUAAUGCUGUAUCGGCAGAGUCUUAGCGUUCCAGCACCCCUGGCCAACGAACUAAGCCCGACGGAGGAUGUGGCGAGCCCGUCGAGCGUGAGGAUGGAAGAGAAGGAGGAUGAAGACCUGGUGUUUCUGAAGUGUGCAGAGGCUGGCCAGAAGACGUUGAAGCUAUACAGGCAACUCCAUCGGCUCCGACUCGUGAAUUACACGUAUCUGGCAACACACCAUCUGUUCAUGGCCGGGAUAUCGUUUCUGUACGCCGUCUGGCACUCACCGGCUGUGAGAGCUCGCCUGACCCUCGAUGACUUUGACUUCACCGUCCUCGCCGCGACGUCGGUGCUCGGCGACCUCAUGGAAAAGUGUCCGCCGGCCGAAGCCUGUCGCGAUGCCUUUGAAAGAAUGAGCAAAGCGACGGUGCAAAUGUGCAUGUCGACUCCUGGCUUUGGCUUCUCAAUGGAGCCACGCGACGAAAGACAACCCCGACAACAACAACUGUCCCGGCAAACCAGCCUGCAGAACCAACCGCAAUCCCAGCCAGUGCCUAUGCAGAUCGAUCCCAAACCACCCGCAACCACACGCAUCGCCCCUCGACCCAUCCAGAAAAAACGCCCUCCGCCCAAGUUCGACAUGGACCUCCGCGAACUCUUCCCUGAGGACCUCGAGCCCAGCACCCGUCCCUCCUAUUCAUUUCCUCAGCCACUGCAGUGGAUGCGGCAGCAGCAACAACAACAACAUUCUCCACAGCCCAACACUAACGCUGCCGUGGGAAUGGGCCUCGGCCCUCCUCCUCACGCUGCUUCUCUCCAACACUCGCCAACCCACGGCCAGAUGUCCCCCGCAUCGAGCAUCAACUCGCAGAUCAACACCGGCCUCGGCAUGGGCGCGUCAUCCACCAACCCCCAGCUGUUCAGUCCCCAGCCGACCCACGCCCAGGCAAACGACCAAUUCUACAUGCAGAACACGUACAACCCGGACUUCAUGUCCAGUCUGCCGGGCAUGGACUUCCUCAACAGUAUGGGCGGUGACAGUGGGCCGGGCGGCGAGGGUGACUUCAAGAUCGAUGCCGGUGGGUUAGGCGACCUCGGCUUCGGCAUGGGCUUGGACAUGCAGCACGAUUGGAGUGACGGGCAGCAGUACGAUUUGUUUGACGGCUUCUUCUUCGGCAACGGUAAUGGCACCGUCAAUGGCAACGGCAAUGGCAGCGGCAAUGGAUACGAAGGAGGAGGUGGAGGUGGGUAUAAUGCGGGGGAGGGGACAGGAUCAUCGUGA
Cladophialophora carrionii CBS 160.54 is the source of this 3132-nucleotide messenger RNA. RefSeq lists its product as uncharacterized. Gene Ontology annotation, biological process: positive regulation of transcription by RNA polymerase II; DNA-templated transcription. The transcript has 2 exons. Bases 1 to 3132 code for a protein of 1043 amino acids. Gene Ontology annotation, molecular function: zinc ion binding; DNA-binding transcription factor activity, RNA polymerase II-specific; sequence-specific DNA binding. The record is from RefSeq and is a predicted model, not a curated record. Lineage: Eukaryota; Fungi; Ascomycota; Eurotiomycetes; Chaetothyriales; Herpotrichiellaceae.